UUCAUGUGAAAACAAGUUCAAAGUUCACGCACAUGUCCUCGAAGAAGUUGUCCACUCCAGCAUAACCUCCAUCACUUCAGUUGUAUUUAUAUUUGAACGGAGAACAUGUCACGAAAUGAUGUUAUUCACAAAGAGACAUGUGAAGAAAAUUACAAAUAUAUAUUUAAACCAGACAUACUCAGAGGGAAAGUCGCCUUUGUAACUGGUGGUGGCUCCGGGAUCUGCUUCACAGUAACUGAGAUCUUCAUGAGACAUGGGUGUGACACAAUUAUAGUCGGGCGGAACUUUGAGCGAGUGAAGCAGGCGUCGGAAACACUGACAGCAGCAACAGGAAGGAAAUGCCUGCCUCUAAGUGUGGAUGUCAGGAAGCCGCAGCAGAUACUGGAAGCAGUGGAUGAGGCAAUGAGGCAGUUUGGGAAAAUUGACAUCUUGGUCAAUGGUGCUGCUGGCAACUUCCUCUGCCCCCUAGACCAAAUGUCCUUCAACGCCUUCCGCACUGUCAUGGAGAUCGACGCUCACGGGACAUUCAACGUCAGCAAGGCUGUGUACGACAAGAGCAUGAAGACAAAUGGCGGUGUCAUCAUCAACAUAACAGCGUUGCUGCAUCUGAGAGGAACUAUGAUGCAGACUCAUGCUGGCUCAGCCAAGGCAGCCAUAGAGGCGAUGACCCGUCACAUGGCGGUGGAGUGGGGAAUGAACGGAGUGAGGGUCAUGUGUGUGGCCCCGGGCCCAAUUGCUGACACCGAGGGAUGGAGACGCCUUGGUGGUGGUCGUGUAGAUGAAGAAUUUGAGAAAGCAAUUCCCAUCCAGAGGGUUGGUUUGCGGGUGGACAUCGCCGAUGUCUGCCUUUUUCUGACAACCAGGGGCAGUGAACUCCUGACUGGCACGACUAUCUUUGCGGAUGGAGGCAGCUGGCUCACUGGCUCCAACAACUUCUACCAGGCGAAGAAGAUGUUGUCCUCGGGAGUCCCUGUGUCCAAAGCCAGGUUGUGAGCAGGGAGGAGGAGCAAGGCAGUACAGAGAACAUGGUCUGUCACGCAGAACAAGAGAUGAUGAUGAUGAUGAUGAUGAUGAUGAUGAUGAUUAUUGAACAAAAGAAAAAAGAGCUGCUGCUGCUGCUGCGGCUGCUGCUGCUGCUGAUGAUGAUGAUUGAUUUAUGAAAUCAAGAUGAGUUCUAUUUGUCUGUGAUAUGUUUAGUGAUGAGUAUAUCAUUUAAUUUAUAAAAUGAAUGCUUGUCACCAUGGUUACUCGGAGGUGUAAUAUACAGAAAAAUGAUGCCAAUGAUUAACAUGGUGCCAUUGAUAAUCAGUAUAAUUUGUGUUUGUGUCUUUUUUCAGUCUGUUAUAAAUUAUGGAAUAAUGGCAGAUUCUUGUUGAAAAACAUGUUAUCCUAUUAUUUUUGUAUGAAUUUGCGUGUACUUUCCCAAACCUAAUCCCUAAUCAGUAUGGGUGGCUGUGUCUGUUCAGAGUAUGUGCCAUUGUAGAAACACUCCUGUCUAAACAGUCAAUGCAUGAAUUCGAAAGUGUCCAUGUUUUUUUAAUACCAAAGUAAUGUCUUUGGAAUACUUGAAAAGUGCCUGAAAUUGUCUACAUGCGAGCAAAUGUUUAAUUGAGUGAAGCAUUAUCACACAUAGCAAUCUGUGCUUAACAUGCUUAAAAAAACUCCAUUCAUUAGCCAGGAAGCACAGGAACUCGAUGACUGUGUGUUUAGCAUGAUAUAUAUUCGUAUAGGAAAAAAUCACACCCCUCUAUACCAUGUCUAUAUGUAUAGAGAGGGGUGUGAUUAUUUUUUUUCUGUAGGAAUAUAUUAUGCUGAACACGCUAUCAUCGAGUUCCUGUGCAGGGAACCUGUGAAAAUGCAUAAGGUAUGCAGUGUGUUGAAUAUACAUUCAUAUGAAGCACGAUGACAUUGUUCAUUUGCAUAUGUUUAUUUUUUUAAGGAGAAGUAAAAGAUAAAGAAAAUCAC
Messenger RNA from Haliotis rufescens (red abalone), 1965 nucleotides. Its product is annotated as peroxisomal 2,4-dienoyl-CoA reductase [(3E)-enoyl-CoA-producing]-like. The transcript has 8 exons. The record is from RefSeq and is a predicted model, not a curated record. Bases 106 to 993 code for a protein of 295 amino acids. Gene Ontology annotation, molecular function: 2,4-dienoyl-CoA reductase (NADPH) activity. NCBI's taxonomy places the organism in Eukaryota, Metazoa, Mollusca, Gastropoda, Lepetellida, Haliotidae. Gene Ontology annotation, biological process: fatty acid catabolic process.